UCCCGCCAACCAAACGGGUUUAAAAAAAUAGUAGAAUUUACUUUUGAGACACCCCUCGCAUCAGAGCUAUGAAAUUUGGUCUCUGUAGAUUAAUACCUACAGAACUUGCCCACUUCCAAAUUUUCGGGGCAACUGAAAAUUUCCACAUGCAUCGAAAAUUAAAUACUCAGUUCUUAGAUGAUGAAAUACUUGUAAAUCUUGAAAGUAUUGGUCUAAGUUCCAUUGAAGCUCAAAAUAUAGUGUCUCAAAAUGAUUACUCUAUGGUUUGGCUGGUGUUAGGAGACACCGAUAUUGCAGGAAUUUCAAACUGGACAGGGGAUAUUAUUUCAGUUCCUAUUAGGAUGAUUCAAUUUCUAAGAAAACUUGGAAUAAAUGAGGAUAUACUACAACUGGUUGUGCAAAAUGGAAUAGGUGACAAAACCCAAGAGAUGUUAAAAGAUCUAGAGUAUAAAGAAACUGAAGAAGUUGAACAUCCAGGAAUGAAAGAAGCCAUGAUGUGUCAACGUAGUUUAACCAUUUUGGAGCCGAAUGCAUUAAAAGACUUCAGUUGUACAUCAACCUGUGAUUCUACUUUGCAAAGUGUUUGUGUACAGUCAUUAAGUAAACUGAAAUUAACAAAUACAAAAUAUUCACAAGUAAAUGUGGGAUCUAUAUCGGAACAAUUAACUUGUAGCUGUUAUCCACAUCUACCUCAGGACAUGACAUUGCCAUCCCAACCGGUUGUCCAAAGAAAUGAUUAUUUAAGGCAAACAGUAAUGAUUCCCUUGGCUUGGGCAAUGGGUAGAGCACUGCGAUAUAAACCUUCUGAUCCAAAACACUACAUUGCUUGCCAGUUACUUCGAUGGAAAUAUGGUAACAUCCCUGAAUGUGAGAUGAAUGAAAUACGUAAGAUCAUUGUUGGUUCUACGUUCAAAAAGGAUCAAAAAUAUAGGGAAAAAAUAUGCGAACAAGAAAAAGAUCUCUUAGAUAAAUUGAAUGAGGAAGCAAUGAAAGAUAUUCCUUGCAAAAUAUGCAUAGAAAAUCAACAAUUGGUUCGGAAUAAAAAGCAUUGCUGGAAAUGUAUCAAGAAAUGGGGUACAAAAUAUGAACCUUAUGAACUCUCUGAGAGCAGUGGUUUCCAUGGACUUAGUUUGUUAGAUAUUUACGAAUCGGAUACAUCGACUUUCGAUGAUCGUGAAAUAAAUCAAAAGCACGUUUCAUUAAAGAAGAAGUCCAAGGUUCAGGAAAACAAGAGCGUGAAUGAUUCAAUGUACAGUUAUGAGAACAAUGAAGUCAUGGAAGAAUUGAGAAAACCUAGAUAUGCAGAAAAAAAUCAAGUUGAUAAAGAAAAACAUAGGGCUACGGACAACCCAUGUUGCCCUUUACCAUGUAAUAUACCUAACAUAAAGAAGUCACUGCUAAAAUUCACUUCUACAAUGAUACCAGUUCAACUUGAAGACUUGAAUUCUUCCAAACAUUCCUUUAAUGAAAACUCUGACCAUGACAAUAAUCAAUAAGAAG
Orussus abietinus is the source of this 1500-nucleotide messenger RNA. RefSeq lists its product as uncharacterized. Lineage: Eukaryota; Metazoa; Arthropoda; Insecta; Hymenoptera; Orussidae. The record is from RefSeq and is a predicted model, not a curated record. The coding region runs from base 69 to 1496 and encodes 475 amino acids. The transcript is spliced from 5 exons.